GACGUCACAGCUAGACGUCGGCUGCUACCACAGAUGUAUCUAGGUGUACUAUAGGGGAUAUGAUAGUUUUCCCGCGUUUUUAAUGACACACGACAUAUUAUAGUGCAUUAUAAUCAAUUACAAUUGAAAUCAGCUGAUAUUGUGAAAGAAGAGGGUAAAUUACUGAGGGUUCAAAGCGUUUGCUUAGUGCGCAGACGCAACUUUAUUCCCACGACAGCGCAUCACUGACUGUGACAGUAUACUUUCAGACUCCAUCAGUGUAAUGUACUAUUGAUAAAGUUUAUUUAUACACGUUGAAAAUUUAAAUAUCAACAAAAACAAUGUAAUCAUUUUUAUGUAUACGAAGAAUAAGAUGAAAAAUAAAAUAACAAAUUUGUCAGCUAUAUCGCCAUCGCUUUCUCAUUGGAUAAUUGUGAUCUUGUCACUUUGUGUUAUUAACAGUUAUGACGGAAACUUUGUUUUUGAUGAUACUGAGGCUAUUGUUAAUAAUGAUGAUAUUACAUUUUUGGUUAAGACAAGAUUUAAUUUCUCAAGACUUCCACAUAAUGAACAUAGCAUUGCACAGUAUGGUUUGCCUAUUAACUUUAUUUGUGUAUAAUAUGCUUUUGGGACCAGACGAACGGAAUACAUCAUUUUAUGCUGCAGCCUUAUUUGCAGUUCAUCCAAUUCAUACAGAAGCUGUAUCUGGAAUCGUAGGGCGUGCUGAAUUAUUAUGUACUUUAUUUACAUGGCUAUCAAUUUUAUUAUAUAACCAUGUGAUAUACACAAAAACAUUGUUACAUGCAUGGAUUGCUAUGUCUGCGUUUGCUAUUUGUAUAACCAUAGCAAUGUUGUGUAAAGAAACUGGAAUAACUGCAAUCGGUAUUUGCGCAAUAUACGAUAUAGUUAUAGUAAACAAAAUAUAUCCAAUUGAUGUGAUUAAUUUUCUUUUAUUUAAAUAUUCUAAUAAAAAUGUAAAUAAUUUUUUUAAAUACAAAAAUACAAUAUUGAGACUUUUUGUACUCUCUUUUAUUACAGUAAUACUUUUAUCUUUAAGAUUUAGUAUUAUGGGAUUUUCUGUUCCUAAAUUUCAACCAGUAGAUAAUCCAGCAUCUUUUAUGGAUAAUAUAUUUUAUCGUAUACUUAAUUAUAACUAUAUCUAUUGCCUAAAUACAUGGUUAUUAAUAUGUCCUAUAUGGCUCUGUUUUGAUUGGUCAAUGGGUUGUGUACCUUUAAUUACUGGCUAUGACCACAGGAUUUUUAUGAUCAUUAUGUUCUGGGUAUUAUUUGGAAUAUUGAUCAUGCAUACAUUUACCUCUCGUAAGGAUAAAACUUUAAGUUACAUAAUUAUGGGACUUGCGAUACUGAUUCUUCCAUUUUUGCCAGCUAGUAAUAUCUUCUUCAAUGUUGGAUUCGUUUUGGCAGAGAGAAUAUUAUACAUUCCUUCAGCAGGAUAUUGUUUAUUACUUGUUAUUGGUUUGCAAAAAUUUUCUGCGAGAUUUUCUUUGCCUCAAGCAUCAUUGUUAGCAUAUAUGAUUCUUAUUAUAUUAUUGUUUGCACGUUCCUGGAUAAGAAGUAAUCAAUGGAGAAACGAAGAACUACUUUUUCAAUCUGCAUUAGAUGUAUGUCCUUUAAAUGCAAAAGUACAUUAUAAUAUCGCAAAAAAGGCUGCAGAUGCAGGAUAUGUAGAUCUUGCUAAAUUAGAAUAUCAGGAAGCUUUACGAUUAAAUCCAAAAUAUGCUCAAGCUAUGAACAAUCUUGGUAAUUUACUCAAAGAUCAAGGACAGCUUUUAGAAGCUUUGAGUUUGUUUAAACAAGCUAUCAAUCUGCAGGAAGACUCGGCUAUAGCGUGGAUGAAUCUAGGUACAGUUCAAUCAGCAUUAAAGCAGUAUGAAGAAUCAGAGGCGAGCUACUUUAGAGCUUUACAGCAACGAUCAAAUUAUCCAAAUUGUUACUAUAAUCUAGGUGUAUUAUAUCUCGAACGGAAACAAUAUGAUAAGGCAUUGAAAGCUUGGAUAAAUGCAACUAGCCAGAAACCUACCCAUAAACUAGCCUGGACAAAUAUGAUAAUAUUAUUAUAUGAUUUAGAUAGGCUAGAAGAAGCAUUAAGAAUGGCGAAUAAAGCUUUGAAAUUUAUCCCAAAUCAUGCUCCUAUCUAUUGUAACAUUGCUAAUAUCUUGGGACAAAAAGGAAAAUACGAGGAAGCAGAAGUCCAAUUCAAGCUGGCAAUAUCGAAAAAUCCUAUGGACCCUAUUAUUUAUGCAAAUUUAGGUGUUCUGUAUCAUCGUUGGAAUAAAUUAAAUGCAGCAGAGCAAAUGUAUAAAAGAGCAUUACAAUUAAAACCAGAUUUAAAAAGUGCGAAAGACAAUAUGAAAAGUUUAUACACGUUGGGGACAAUAAAGUAAUUUUUUACCUCGA
Messenger RNA from Linepithema humile (Argentine ant), 2397 nucleotides. RefSeq names its product Transmembrane O-mannosyltransferase targeting cadherins 4 (gene Tmtc4). The record is from RefSeq and is a predicted model, not a curated record. NCBI's taxonomy places the organism in Eukaryota, Metazoa, Arthropoda, Insecta, Hymenoptera, Formicidae. Gene Ontology annotation, biological process: endoplasmic reticulum unfolded protein response; protein O-linked glycosylation via mannose. Gene Ontology annotation, cellular component: endoplasmic reticulum. Gene Ontology annotation, molecular function: mannosyltransferase activity; protein binding.